CUUUCUACACAUCUGGGAAUGUGUGUCUUAUGUUUUAGCACAAAAGCGUAAGAGGAAAAUCUUCCUAGUUUUACCAGUGUAGUUGUCCUGUUGCUAUCUGCCUUCUCUAUUCCCUAGUGAUACUGACAAGGUCAGAGGGGAGCCUUAUUUGGUUUCCACAUAUGCCCAUCCACCCUUUUUCCUUAUUGCUUCAGUGUUUAUUCACAAUUGCUAGUCUGGUCCUUGAAAAAGGCUUUUCCCCUAAAAUUCUGGUUUAACUGGAGAACAGAAGUGGGGACUGGGAAAGAAAUGGCCGAGGGGUGGGCUACCUGGGGUAGAAUGGUGAUCCUAGCAUUCUCUGUUCUUGGAGAGGGGGGUGAAGGAGGAACGUGUGUUCAUAUAUGAAAGUGGGAUUUAUAUAUCUAUUUUGCUCGGACCAGUGGUAUUGGGUGGGUAGAGGUGAGAUCUGUAGUUCAAAUAUUGUUUAGGAAAAGGUUCUGAUGUAUUGACCACAGUUCUGACGGGCAAGUGUGGGAGUGAAGAUUCUCAGAAGUUUCCAUCAAAUGUAUCAGGCUCUUGCCAUGUGGAGACUUUGAAGCAUAUUACAGCUGCAAACCUACGCUAUUUACUUGGAAGCAAAUUCUGUUGGAUUUAUUCUUGGCCAGCUCUGGGCAGCUUGCUUCUUGCUUCAUGAGGCUCAACCCCACCUGACUGUGACCCUUGGACGACUGAAGUUGAGGAGCAAAACCUCUGCCUUCUGCCAUGGCUGACCCCAUAAUGGACCUCUUUGACGAUCCGAAUCUCUUCGGCUUGGACUCGUUGACAGACGAGAGCUUCAACCAGGGCCCCCCGGAUCCCAUUGAGGAGGCGCUGGGGCUGCCGGGCGGGGCCUUGGACUCUCUGGCGGGGGGCUCCAAAGAACAGCAGGCCCCCCCGCAGCCAGAGCCUUCCCAGCCACAGACCCUGCCCCUUCCAGACGCGCAGCCAGAGGCUGUGCCCGAAGUGCCGCAGCAGGAUCAGCCCGGACUCCUGCAGGCCCCACAGGACCAAGACGUUCUCAGCCAGGGGAACCCAUUCAUGGGCGUAUCCUCUGCGGCCACCACACCGGCUGCAGCACCCUCUUCCUCCGCCGGAGGGCAGCAAGCUGCGGCCCCUCCUCCAGCCCCAAAGAUUGUCAUCUUGAAGGCGCCGGUGGGUGGCUCAGUGACGGGGGCCCACGUCGCCCAGAUCCAAGCCCAGCCCAUAGGGGCCGCCAAUGGGGGCAAAGUGACCUUCGCCAAGGUGCUGACGGGCACCCCAUUGCGGCCGGGGGUUUCCAUUGUCUCAGGCAACGCGGUGCUGGCCACCAAAGUGUCUCCCGGAGCCGGGGGCCCUGCGACACUCCACCGUCUUGUGCAGCCUGGUCGGCCUGUCAAGCAGCUCGUGCUUCAGCCCAUCAAGAGCCAACCAGGGGGCAGCACAGGGGCCACGCCGCUGAAACCAGCUGUGACUCUGACUUCCACUCCGGCACAGGGAGAGUCAAAACGCAUCACCUUGGUCCUCCAGCAGCCCCCGGCGGGUGGCGGCGCACCAGGGCAGCGCCAUGUAGUUUUGGGCAGCCUGCCGGGCAAGAUUGUGCUCCAGGGGAACCAACUGGCUGCCCUGAGCCAGGCCAAGGGCACACCAGGGCAGCCGGCCAAGGUAGUCACUAUCCAACUCCAGGUCCAGCAGCCCGGCCAGCAGCAGCAACCUGGGGGCCAUCCAGGAACCCAGAAGAUCCAACUCUUGCAGCAGCCCCCAGCCAGCGCCUCCGGUCAGCAAGGCCCAUUGAGCAUCUCCUCGGUACAGCAGGCCCAGGUGGUGGGCAGCUCGGGACAGAGAGUGACGGUUCCCCUCAAGGUAGUGCUGCAACCACAGGCCAGCUCGUCGCAAGGCAGCUCCUCGGGGCUCUCGGUUGUGAAGGUGCUGAGCAGCAGCGAAGUGGCAGCCCUUCCCUCCUCUAGUGGGGCUACGCGGAGCAGCUCGGACGAAUCCCGCAAGCUGGAGCACCAGAAGAAGCAAGAGAAGGCCAACCGGAUUGUGGCGGAAGCCAUCGCUCGUGCCCGAGCACGGGGCGAGCAGAACAUCCCCCGCGUGCUGAACGAGGACGAGCUGCCCAGCGUGCGCCCCGAGGAGACAGGGGAGCGCAAGCGGCGCCGGAAGGGCGGGGGCGAGCGCAUCCCCAAGGAGGAGCGGCCACGCAAGGGCAGGGGCCAAGGGGGGUCCGGCAAGAGUAAAGGAAGAGGGAAGCCCAGCACCAUCACGCCAGUCGUGGGGAAAAAGCGAAAACGCAACGCCUCCUCGGACAACUCGGAUGCCGAGGUAAUGCCGGCACAGUCCCCACGCGAGGAGGAGGAAAGCAGCGUUCAGAAGCGGCGCUCGAACCGUCAGGUGAAGCGGAAGAAAUACACGGAGGAUCUGGACAUCAAGAUCACAGACGAUGAGGAAGACGAGGAGCUGGAUGUGACAGGGCCCGUCAAGGCUGAACAGUUGCCAGCCCCCGAGCCGCCUGCUCCAGAGCCGAUCCCUGAGGGGGAGACUCUCCCUUCCAUGCAGUUCUUUGUGGAAAACCCCAGCGAGGAGGAUGCUGCUAUAGUAGACAAAGUGCUAUCCAUGCGGGUGGUGAAGAAGGAGCUUCCCAAUGGGCAGUUCACAGAGGCAGAAGAAUUCUUUGUGAAGUACAAGAACUACUCUUACUUGCACUGCGAAUGGGCCACCAUUGCUCAGCUGGAGAAGGACAAGAGAAUUCACCAGAAACUCAAACGCUUUAAGACCAAAAUGGCUCAGAUGAGGCACUUCUUUCAUGAGGAUGAGGAGCCCUUCAACCCAGACUACGUGGAGGUUGACCGCAUCCUAGAUGAGUCACACAGCAUUGACAAGGACAAUGGGGAGCCGGUGAUCUAUUACCUGGUGAAGUGGUGUUCGCUCCCCUAUGAGGACAGCACGUGGGAACUCAAAGAGGACGUGGAUGAAGGGAAGGUCCGGGAGUUCAAACGCAUCCAGUCGAGACAUCCUGAGCUCAAACGGGUGGCCCGUCCUCAGGCAGGUUCCUGGAAGAAAUUAGAGCUGUCCCAUGAAUACAAGAAUGGAAACCAGCUGCGAGAAUAUCAGCUGGAGGGUGUGAAUUGGUUGUUAUUCAACUGGUACAACAGGCAAAAUUGCAUCCUGGCAGACGAAAUGGGCCUGGGUAAAACCAUCCAGUCGAUUGCCUUCCUGCAAGAGGUUUACAAUGUGGGGAUCCGGGGGCCCUUCUUGGUCAUUGCCCCUCUCUCCACCAUCACCAACUGGGAGCGGGAGUUUAACACCUGGACCGAGAUGAACACCAUUGUCUACCAUGGCAGCCUUGCCUCCCGCCAGAUGAUCCAACAGUAUGAGAUGUACUGCAAGGAUUCUCGGGGCCGCCUGAUCCCAGGUGCAUACAAGUUUGAUGCCCUCAUCACCACCUUUGAGAUGAUCCUGUCAGACUGCCCUGAGCUGAGGGAGAUAGAGUGGCGUUGUGUCAUAAUUGACGAAGCUCAUCGCCUUAAGAACCGCAAUUGCAAACUGCUGGACAGUCUUAAGCACAUGGACCUGGAGCACAAAGUGUUACUGACUGGCACCCCCCUCCAGAACACAGUGGAAGAACUCUUCAGCCUUCUGCAUUUCCUCGAGCCCUCCCAGUUCCCCUCAGAAUCGGAGUUCCUCAAGGACUUUGGUGACCUCAAAACUGAGGAGCAGGUGCAGAAACUGCAGGCCAUCCUGAAGCCUAUGAUGCUUCGCCGGCUGAAGGAGGACGUGGAGAAGAACUUGGCCCCCAAGCAGGAAACCAUCAUUGAGGUGGAGCUCACCAACAUCCAGAAGAAGUACUACCGGGCCAUCCUGGAGAAGAACUUCAACUUCCUGUCCAAAGGGGCAGGGCAUAGCAACAUGCCCAACCUCCUCAACACCAUGAUGGAGCUGCGCAAGUGCUGCAACCACCCCUACCUCAUCAAUGGUGCAGAGGAGAAGAUCCUGACUGAGUUUCGGGACUCGUGCCAUCAACGUGUGCCCCACGACUUCCCCUUGCAGGCCAUGGUGCGUUCCUCUGGGAAGCUGGUGCUGAUUGAUAAGCUGCUCCCCAAGCUGAAGGCCGGCGGGCACAAGGUGCUGAUCUUUUCCCAAAUGGUCCGUUGCCUUGACAUCCUGGAGGACUACCUCAUCCAGAAGAGGUAUCUUUACGAACGCAUUGACGGGAGAGUGCGGGGGAACCUGCGGCAGGCAGCCAUCGAUCGCUUCAGCAAGCCUGACUCCGACCGCUUUGUCUUUCUGCUCUGCACACGGGCGGGUGGGCUGGGGAUCAAUCUGACGGCCGCCGACACUUGCAUCAUCUUUGACUCGGACUGGAAUCCCCAGAAUGACCUGCAGGCACAGGCUCGCUGCCACCGUAUCGGGCAGAGCAAGGCAGUAAAGGUCUACCGUCUCAUCACCCGCAACUCUUACGAGCGUGAGAUGUUUGACAAAGCCAGCCUCAAGCUGGGCCUGGACAAGGCUGUUCUGCAGUCUAUGAGUGGGCGAGAAGGCAGCAUUGCCGGGAUCCAGCAGUUUUCAAAGAAGGAGAUUGAAGACCUGCUGCGUAAGGGGGCCUACGCUGCCAUCAUGGAAGAGGACGACGAGGGCUCCAAGUUCUGCGAGGAGGAUAUUGACCAGAUUCUCCUUCGGCGCACCACCACCAUCACCAUUGAGAGUGAGGGGAAGGGGUCCACCUUUGCCAAGGCAAGCUUUGUGGCCUCCGAGAACAGGACCGACAUUGCCUUGGAUGAUCCCAAUUUCUGGCAAAAGUGGGCCAAGAAGGCAGACUUGGACCUGGAUAUGCUCAACAGCAAGAACAACCUGGUGAUUGACACGCCCCGGGUGCGCAAGCAGACGCGCCACUUCAGCACCCUGAAGGACGACGACCUGGUGGAGUUCUCCGACUUGGAGAGCGAUGAUGACGACCGGCCGCGCUCCCGGCGCCAUGACCGCCACCACCAUCAUCCUCUCCACCACUCGUACGGGCGCACGGACUGCUUCCAAGUGGAGAAGCAACUGCUAGUCUAUGGGUGGGGUCGCUGGCGAGAGAUCCUGUCGCACGGACGAUUCAAGCGGCGGAUGUCAGAGCGGGACGUGGAGACCAUUUGCCGCGCCAUCUUGGUGUACUGCCUGAUGCAUUACCGGGGCGAUGAGAACAUCAAAGGGUUCAUCUGGGAUCUCAUCAGCCCAGUUGAGAACGGCAAAGCCAAAGAACUUCAAAACCACUCUGAGAGCCAUGCCCCUGCUCUGAGCUCACUUCCUGUUCCUCGGACAGGCCUGUCCAUCCCAGUCCCGCGGGGCCGCAAGGGGAAGAAAGUCAAGUCCCAGACCACUUUUGACGUCCAGAAAGCCGAGUGGAUCCGCAAGUACAACCCGGACACCCUCUUCCAGGAUGAGGGCUACAAGAAACAUCUCAAGCACCAAUGCAACAAGGUGCUCCUACGGGUGCGCAUGCUCUAUUACCUGCGCCAGGAGGUGAUUGGGGACCAAGCCGAGAAAGUUUUGGCAGGAGCCGCUUCCAGUGAAAUUGACAUCUGGUUCCCACUGGUGGAUCAAGCAGAGGUCCCCACAGCCUGGUGGGAUACGGACGCUGACAAGUCCUUGCUCCUUGGCGUCUUCAAACACGGCUACGAAAAGUACAACACCAUGCGAGCGGACCCUGCGCUCUGCUUCCUGGAGAAGGCCGGCCGCCCAGACGACAAGGCCAUUGCCGCCGAGCACCGCCUGGAUGUGGGAGAAGGGGUGGAUUUUGACAAGGACUGCGAGGACCCGGAAUACAAACCAGUGGGAGGCCCCACCAAGGAGCCAGAUGAUGAGGGUGACCCAUUGAUAAUGAUGGAUGAAGAAAUAUCUGUGGUGGAUGGUGAGGAAGGUCAGCCAGGGAACCUGUUCUGGCCCCCAGCCUCGGCCCUCACAGCACGUUUGCGGAGACUAAUCACCGCCUUCCAGCGGAGCUACAAGCGUGAGCAGCUCAAGAUGGAGGCUGCGGAACGAGGGGACCGGCGUCGCCGGCGUUGUGAGGCCGCCUUCAAGCUGAAAGAGAUGGUGCGGCGGGAGAAACAGCAGAGGUGGACACGUCGAGAGCAAUCUGACUUCUAUCGUGUGGUCUCCACGUUUGGGGUGGAGUAUGACCCGGACACCAUGCGCUUCCACUGGGGCCGCUUCCGGGCCAUGGCCCGGCUGGAGAAGAAGACGGAUGAGAGCCUCGCCAAGUAUUUCCAUGGGUUCGUGGCCAUGUGUCGGCAAGUGUGCCGGCUGCCUCCUGCCGCAAGCGAUGAGUCUCCAGACCCCACGCUGUUCAUCGAGCCCAUCACAGAGGAGCGGGCCUCGCGCACCCUCUACCGCGUUGACCUCCUGCGGCGCCUGCGGGAACAAGUCCUGUGCCACCCCCUCUUGGAAGAGCGUCUUGCCCUGUGCCAGCCGCCGGGCCCCGAGAUGCCACCCUGGUGGCAGUGUGGCCGCCACGACGGAGAGCUGCUGCGGGGUGUCGCACGCCACGGCCUCAGCCAGACUGACACCACCAUCAUGCAGGACCCGGACUUCUCCUUCCUAGCCGCUCGACUCAACCACAUGCACAGUCGGGCGGGGAGCACGGGGACGCCUCCGCUUCCCCCGCCGACACAGCCUUCGGGGCUUCCUCUUCCUGGGGCCAGUGUGGCUGCUGCUCCCGCCCCCCUGCUCCUCCCCCCACCCUUGCAUGAGCUCCCCGUUCCGCCACAGCUCCCGGCACACCCUGUUAAACCUGAAUCGGCCGAUGACUCUGACUCGGAGCUGGACCUCAGCAAGAUCUCUGCUUCCUCGUCUUGCUCUUCCUCCUCAGGCUGCUCUGACGAUAGCGAGGGCGAAGAGGCUGCUUGUGGUGGGAAGCUGUUUGAGGAAGAGGAGUCAUCGCUUUUAUCCCUGCCCACCUCCCACGAGGGCAGCUCCCCACAGCCCAGCGCCUCGGACCUGCUGUUGCAGGAGCGCCAGCGUGCCCACGAGUGGCCAAAGGACCGAGUGCUCAUCAACCGCAUCGACUUGGUGUGUCAAGCCGUGCUCUCUGGGAAGUGGCCGACAGCGCAGCAGGGCCAGUUGGGGCCCUGCGGGGGCCAGGGGGAAGCCCUCCCCCGCUUGCACGGGGAGUACACCAGCUCUCCCAUCCCCCACAUCUGCCCCCUGGCGUCGCAGGAGGAAGGAGUGACCUCCUUCACCCGCCUCCGGCACGGCGGCCAAGACAAGGAGUUCACCGUGCAGAUCAAAGAUGAAGAGGGAAUCAAGCUGACCUUCCAGAAGCACAAACUGGUCCCGAAUGGCACCAUGCGGGAUCGCCCGGCUGUCACUCAGAAGAAGAGCAGCAAGAAGAUGGUGGAGCUGGAGCUACAGUGCCUGGAGGCGCUGAGAGGCCCCGAUAUCGACCUUGAGGCCCGUAUCCCGGUGGUGAACAAGACGGACGGAACGUUGCUGGUGGGGGAUGCAGCUCCCCGGCGGGCUGACCUCGAGGUCUGGCUGCAGGCCCACCCAGAGUAUGCUGUGGACCCUCGCUUCCUGGCCUACAUGGAGGAGCGCCGGAAGCACCGGUGGCCCCGGUUUCCCAAGCCAGUCCCCAUAGAGCCGAGCUGCCUAAUGGGGCUGGAGCGGAUGCAGGCAGCCAGCAUCUCUGCUAACGGCAAGAAGGGCUUUCUGCCAGACCCCACCAUGAACCGUCUCCUCCCAGGACCAGUUGGGGCCGAGAAUGCCCAGAAACGAGGCCGCCAGACCCCCAUGGAGUUUUCCAACAUGAUGGCUCUGAUGGGCGCUGGCCGGGUCCAACUGGGAGCCACAGGCCCCCUCUCCUUGCACCACACCCACUUCCAAGCCAGCCCAGCCCACGGCGCUCCUUUACAAUACAUGCCCUUUCCUACUGCAGCUGCCGCCACUGCCGCCGCCGCCGCCUCGUCCUCCGGCACCCUGCUCCACCCCGGGCUCGGCCACGCCGGCUAUGCCACCGGUGCCUUGCACCUGGGCCACCCACAGCCUGUUGAUGAGGACGAGGAGGAAGACGAGAUGGAUGACUUGUCUCAGGGCUACGCCAGCUCGGAGCGGGACUUCUCCUUGCUCGACGACGACCCGAUGAUGCCGGCUAACUCUGAUUCCAGCGAUGAAGGGGAUGAGCAGGAGGACGACUGAGCUUUGGUCCCGGGAACCGGGAAGGACGCAAACAGGGUCCAGCUUGCUGGGACUCGCCAUCUCCUUGAUGUUGAAUUGGACAGGCCAGAGACUCGGUGCCCGCUUGGGCUGGGCUGGUUCUCCUCGUUCCAACGCGGGGCUUGCAGGGAGGACAAAAUGGGAAUCCUUCCACCCCAGUGAGGGUCGAUUAGACAACUGCUGUCCUUGUGUGGCUUACUGGGUAUUUUUUUCCUUUAAAUGGCUGUUGGUUUGGUUGGCGAGUCCUGCCUCUCCUCCUGGCACUUGGUAUUAUCAAUUGGGAACUGUCCUAGGGAUGGCUGUCUACUUGAGCUCUGUGGGCAGCAAGACCACAACAGGUGUCCCGUUUAGCCGAGACGAUCUGGGUAUAGUCAGCAGCUCCUCUUUUGGCUCUCCCCCACAGUCUGUUCCGUUUCUCUCCCCAACCUCACCCCACUCCAUUCACCAUCACCCCCAUCCUA
Molecule: messenger RNA, 8648 nt
Organism: Rhineura floridana
Lineage: Eukaryota; Metazoa; Chordata; Lepidosauria; Squamata; Rhineuridae
Gene: CHD8
Product: chromodomain helicase DNA binding protein 8
Exons: 39
Coding region: 742-8169 (2475 amino acids)
Biological process (GO): chromatin remodeling
Molecular function (GO): ATP binding; protein binding; ATP-dependent chromatin remodeler activity
Source: RefSeq, a predicted model, not a curated record